Molecule: messenger RNA, 2282 nt
Organism: Hyaloscypha bicolor E
Lineage: Eukaryota; Fungi; Ascomycota; Leotiomycetes; Helotiales; Hyaloscyphaceae
Product: HlyIII-domain-containing protein
Exons: 2
Coding region: 440-1942 (500 amino acids)
Cellular component (GO): membrane
Molecular function (GO): signaling receptor activity
Source: RefSeq, a predicted model, not a curated record
AUCUCAUACACUCCUUCGGAUUGAUCUUUCAACGGUCUCCUACAGCUCCUAGAGUACUUAAAAGAAAAAGGAUUUUUUUUGGAGCUCCGACUCCUUUCAGCUGUCAGACAAAGUUGAUCGAUCCCCUAUUGCCGAGUUCGCCUCCUCCCAACAAAAAAGUGGAACUGAUCAUCGGCUCCCAAGAGCCUCUAAACAAACAACUCCGACGAAUUGAUUCCUCCUCCGCCUCCUCAUGGUACAAUGACUCCCUGACAGCUCGCCCUCACAAUCUCACCUGCAUCUCCUGCCAUUUUUGCCUCGCCUGGAGCCGCGUGCAUCUAUCCUCAGCUCUCCUCUCCCUCUGUCAGCAGCGCCCCACCACCACCCGAAAGUCGCUCCUUUUGAACCCGUACCACGAUACAGAAUAUAUCUUUGUGCUGGGGCACACAAGAUUGACAAGAUGCACGCCACGAGUCCUGCGUUGACGGUCGAGACGUCGUACGAGGAGAUUAGUACUGCUGCAAGUGUUACUGGGAGGGAAGAGAUGAAGCCGAUUUAUAUGAGGCGACAUUCGAGCUUUCAUCCGAGGCGGAAGAGCUCUGAAUGCAUUAUGGAUGGCGAAGAAAGCUUACUGCUAAAGGUUGAUCUCUUCCUUUCGGAACUCGAACGCAGACUAGAUUUCCUGGAAAAUUACGGGAAUCUCAACUUCGAUGCUGGAAUCUCGAGGGCGUAUGCUACGUUACAGGCUGUGAGGACGAGAUGUUCACAAGUCUCUGGGGAAGUCAUCGGUGAAGGGAAAAGGAGGGCGAAAGUUAUGGUGGAGACGGUAGAGACGAGAUACUAUGAUGUUUUGGCGGCGAAAGAGACGUUGAAUGAGAAGAUUAGUACAGGGAUUGGAUUGCUUGAAGGGAUCUUGUCGGACUUUGAGGCAAAAGCGUAUAAGAUGACGGAACAGGGCUUUGCUGGUGCAGCUGGCAGUCUGAUGGACGAGGGCCGGAGGGUUGUCGAUGGGGGCUUUGAAAGAGCUCAUGAGAUCAUCGAUGAGGGGAUUGAGAGAGCGAAGAAAGCUGCUGAAUCACUGGAAGAGCAUAUCCAGAGCGCCAUUGCCCGAGCCCGAGAACAUGGUCUCAUCCGCUACGAAGAUCUACCAAUACCAUGGCGUGUCAACCCUCACAUCGUCAAAGGAUACCGAUUCAAGGAGUCCAAAAUCGAGUGCGUACACUCCAUGUUCGGUAUCUCCAAUGAGUUGGUCAACAUCUGGAGUCAUGCAAUUGGCCUCAUGAUCGUCCUCGCUAUCGCCUUCUAUUUCUACCCUACCAGCGUCAAUUUCUCCCACAGCACCAAAGCCGACGUCUUCAUCGCAGCAGUCUUCUUCUUCGCUGCGUGUAAAUGCCUGGUAUGCUCAACUAUGUGGCAUACAAUGAACAGUGUGGCGGACCAAACACUCAUGGAACGGUUUGCUUGCGUCGACUACACAGGUAUUUCACUCCUCAUCGCCGCCUCGAUCAUGACAACCGAAUACACAGCUUUCUAUUGCGAACCCCUAAGUCGUUGGGUAUACAUGACUGCAACUGCUACGCUGGGCAUUGGCGGUGUCAUCCUCCCCUGGCACCCUACUUUCAACCGAUCAGACAUGGCAUGGGCACGAGUCGCCUUCUAUGUUACACUUGGAGCUACCGGCUUCGCUCCAGUCCUGCAACUCAACCUAACCCGAGGAGGCGCAUGGGCCUGGGAAUUCUACGCUCCGAUCGCGAAGAGCAUCACCGUCUACCUCGUAGGAGCAAUUGUUUACGCAAGCCAAGUGCCUGAGAGAUGGUUCCCCGGUGCGUUUGACUAUAUCGGAGGCAGCCAUAACCUGUGGCAUAUUGCCGUACUUGGUGGGAUUCUAUUCCAUUAUGUGGCUAUGCAGGAGUUCUUCGCUGGUGCGUUUCUGAGAGCGGAGAAUGGGUGUGCUGCAUAUUAAUGGUUGAGUAAUGAGGUAUGAGUUGUGAUGAGAGAAAAUGGGUCUUUGGCAUGGCGACGGCGUUUGGUUUAGAUGUAUUAGGUAAGAUGAGACAUGGAUGGAAGAGCGUGAACGGUAUAAUGUCACAUUCGUUCGACAAUUGUCAAGGGCAGCGUGACCUGGAUGAAGCAUGAAUUGAGAGUCUCAAGAGCUUAGGACCUGAAAUGAAGAUAUCAGGAAUUGGUGAAAGGUGACAAGUUGUCAUCCCUAUUCUACCUUGCAAAUAUUUUAUAGUAUAUCGUCUCAAUGUUUCAAAGUUCUGGUACAUUGAGAUUGUCACAACCUGUCAAGUGAACCUCCG